Dothidotthia symphoricarpi CBS 119687 is the source of this 1063-nucleotide messenger RNA. RefSeq lists its product as uncharacterized. The transcript has 2 exons. NCBI's taxonomy places the organism in Eukaryota, Fungi, Ascomycota, Dothideomycetes, Pleosporales, Dothidotthiaceae. Bases 1 to 927 code for a protein of 308 amino acids. The record is from RefSeq and is a predicted model, not a curated record.
AUGAAGACGACUCUCGUUCUUUCCUCAUUGCUGGCUUCCGCCUUCGCCGCCACCAUCCCGGCGGAUGCGCACCAGCAGAUGCAGCGCCGUGUCGCUGAUCCCCAGCCAGUCUGCGAUUUCGACUCCAAGUUGAGCUUCAACGACGCCAACGACAAUGUCUCCCCUGCUUUCAAGCGUGAUCUGAGCAUGACCACCUGGUCCCCGCCGUCCAACAUGGUCAAGCCCCUCAAAGAAGUAUGGGACCACGAAGUCGCUACGUACAGUGACAUGAAGUUUGCGAACUUCGGAUACGACCAGAUCAUGGCCACCAAGGGCAAGAUGAACUACUGCGUGCGAUGGGAGGGCACUACCAAAGUUACUGCGGCGCAACGCACGCAGGUCGAGGCCGCCGUUCGUAAGCAGUUCAACAAGUGGAUUGCGGUUCUUGCGGGCUUCGACAAGUUCCCGUACAAGACUGUGGAUGUCAAUGUCGUUGGAUGGGCAGUCAAGGACAAGUCCAUCCUGCAGGGAGACGUUAGCAAGAUUGAUGUGUACACUGAUGUCGACGAAGGUGGCAUCCCUCAAUGCGCCGAGGCUUGCGGAAGAUUUUUCAAACAGAAUAAUGACUACAGUGGCUGCAAGGCAGGCGCUGCUCGCCAUUACGACGAGUCUCUCUGGCUCACUCCCGGCUUCGAGGGCGGCGCGGGCGGCGACUGGGGUCAGCGUAUCGGUCAAGAGUAUUUCAUGAGCAAUCUGAAUACAGAAGACAUACACAUACUACUCCACGAGAUGGGCCACACCUUUGCUCUGGACGACUUUUACGACUGGACCCCGACGGGCAUGACGAACUUCAUCAUGCUUGCUGGUAGCGCGUUGAAGAUCACCGAGUUCGAUGCUUGGAUGGCGAGGGACUGGUGGAGGAACAUCAAGUCCAGGUACGGCUUGUAAGCUGUUGACCUUGCAGUCGGCCGGUGAUGAUGUUGUAAAUAUGAGGUCUUCUUUUCUUGUACAUUCGAUGGGUUUUGUGGACGAAAGAUGGCUUGAUUCUAGUUGGUAGCAAAGAACUCAUAACAUGAGGUGGCAG